AUGAAUAAUUAUAUAUUUCUCCUUUUUUUUUUGUUUUAUACUGUCUGUGCUCAAAUACCUUAUGAAGUUCAAAAUAUCUACAAGCCACAAAAUCCUCAGUCUGUUAAUGCAAUGCCGGGGGAUAAAGCCUCAGCAGAUUACGAAUUUAAGGACAUUCAAAAUACCACUGAAAAAGAAUAUGGAGAAAACUCAUUGAAAAAAUUAUCAGAAAGAUACUAUAAAGACAUAGAUGGAAACAAUAAAAGUAUUUUUGAAGAACUUGAUCAGAUAAUAGACAUUGUCGGAGAUAAGUCACUAUAUUUUACAAUGUUUCAAUAA
Plasmodium yoelii is the source of this 318-nucleotide messenger RNA. Its product is annotated as conserved Plasmodium protein, unknown function. The record is from RefSeq and is a predicted model, not a curated record. The transcript has 5 exons. Lineage: Eukaryota; Apicomplexa; Aconoidasida; Haemosporida; Plasmodiidae. The coding region runs from base 1 to 318 and encodes 105 amino acids.